UCCAUCGGGACGCAUGGACUGAUGAACUGUAUUUUUGUACAGUACACCAUCAAUGAACCCUAAUUAAACCUUAGUGAAGAGUUUGUUUGGCACUUUCCAAGCACCUCCCUGCUUCAUUGCUUCACCUUGUUGCUUGCUGUAAUAGAGCUCUCUUCUUGGGCCAACACCUCUGAAGAUUUAAUGCUCGCUUGGAAACCCUGUUCCUCUCACUUCAACAAAUUCUUGGCCUUUCUUUUGGAGCUCCCGUUUGGCCUGAGAAAGAGAGGAUUGCUCCAGGAAUCCAGGUCACAGCUCCAGCUUGAAAGAUGGCUCUGAUGAAGAGAUGCUUCUGUGGAUCCCAAGAAGAUAUCAAAGAGCUUCUGAACUUGAAAAAUGUCCAGCUAUUCUCCUAUAGAGAGAUCAGAGCAGCAACAAACAACUUCGACGAUGGCAACAAGAUAGGCCGAGGUGGAUUUGGAACUGUGUACAAGGGAACUUUUGAAGAUGGUACUGCAUUUGCUGCAAAGGUUCUGUCUGCUGAAUCUGAACAAGGGAUCAACGAAUUCCUGACCGAAAUCGAGAGCAUUACUGAAGCUAAGCACGCAAACCUUGUCAGGUUGCUGGGCUGCUGUGUUCAGAGGCAAAACAGGAUCCUGAUUUACGAGUACGUCGAGAACAACAGCCUUGACAAUGCAUUGCAGGGUUCAGCUGCUGGAGUAACUGACCUCAGCUGGAGCACAAGAUCGGACAUCUGUAUGGGAGUGGCCAAGGGACUGAGCUAUCUUCACGAAGAGCACGAGCCAAGCAUUGUGCACAGAGACAUCAAGGCUAGCAACGUUCUCCUUGACAGAAACUACAUCCCAAAAAUCGGAGACUUUGGAAUUGCCAAGCUGUUCCCGGACAAUGUUAGUCAUGUUAGCACACGUGUGAUUGGGACAACUGGCUACAUGGCACCUGAAUACGUCGUGCACGGACAGCUGACGAAGAAGGCAGAUGUCUACAGCUUCGGAGUGCUCAUUCUUGAGAUCAUCAGUGGAAGGAGGAUGUCGCAGACCAUUCGAUCAGGCAUGUUUCUCGUGCGGCAGGCGUGGAUGCUGCACGAACAGGGCAGCCUGCUGGACAUGGUGGAUCCGAGCAUGAAGGGAGGUUACCCGGAGGAGGAGGCGCUCAAGUUCAUCAAGGUGGCGCUGGCCUGCACGCAGGCGAAGCCGUGCAGCCGGCCGACGAUGCGGCAGGUGGUGAAGCUGCUGUCGCGGCCGGUGUGCUUGGAAGAGCUGGAGAUGCUCUGCCCGGGCUUCGUCGGUGACGGCCACACCCACGACGCUGCGGCGGCGGACACCGUCGGUAGCCCAGGCGUGAUGGUCGUCUCGCCGGCUCUCUCGCCGAAGGUGAGGUGGCCGACGGGGACCGCAACGACCACUACUACCGAACACUAGAUGUGUGCUGGUUGAGAAUAUCACAUAGGUUAUAGGUGCUAGAUUUUCCAAAUGUCAUCAUAUUAGCGGUAUCACAAAUCCAAUGACAAUGAAUCACGACUAAUCUAAAAAAUUACACGCUUAACAUUCAUAAAAAACUAAGGGCUGGUUUGGUUUGAAGCCUAAAUUAGAAUUACCAAUAUUUAGCAA
Messenger RNA from Oryza sativa Japonica Group (Japanese rice), 1604 nucleotides. Its product is annotated as cold-responsive protein kinase 1. Lineage: Eukaryota; Viridiplantae; Streptophyta; Magnoliopsida; Poales; Poaceae. Gene Ontology annotation, biological process: protein phosphorylation. Gene Ontology annotation, molecular function: ATP binding; protein serine/threonine kinase activity. The record is from RefSeq and is a predicted model, not a curated record.